Messenger RNA from Panthera uncia (snow leopard), 353 nucleotides. Its product is annotated as 60S ribosomal protein L36a-like. The record is from RefSeq and is a predicted model, not a curated record. Gene Ontology annotation, biological process: translation. The transcript has a single exon. Gene Ontology annotation, molecular function: structural constituent of ribosome. NCBI's taxonomy places the organism in Eukaryota, Metazoa, Chordata, Mammalia, Carnivora, Felidae. The coding region runs from base 10 to 324 and encodes 104 amino acids. Gene Ontology annotation, cellular component: cytosolic large ribosomal subunit; ribosome.
CUCACAGCCAUGGUGAACAUUCCUAAAACCCACCGGACUUUCUGCAAUAAGUGUGGCAAGCACCAACCCCACAAAGUGACACAGUACAAGAAAGGCAAAGAUUCUCUUUAUGCCCAGGGAGAGCGGUGUUAUGACAGGAAGCAGAAUGGCUAUGGUGGGCAGACUAAGCCGAUUUUCCAGAAAAAGGCUGAAACUACAAAGAAGAUUGUGCUGAGGCUUGAAUGUGUUGAGCCCAACUGCAGAUUUAAGAGAAUGCUGGCUAUUAAGAGAUGCAAGCAUUUUGAACUGGGAGGAGAUAAGAAGAGAAAGGGCCAAGUGAUCUAGUUUCUAAGCUUCAUAUUUUGUUACAUUAU